Heterostelium album PN500 is the source of this 1596-nucleotide messenger RNA. It is a transcript of the gene udkD, whose product is annotated as adenylate cyclase domain-containing protein. Gene Ontology annotation, cellular component: cytoplasm. The record is from RefSeq and is a predicted model, not a curated record. NCBI's taxonomy places the organism in Eukaryota, Evosea, Eumycetozoa, Acytosteliales, Acytosteliaceae. Gene Ontology annotation, molecular function: kinase activity; ATP binding. Bases 1 to 1596 code for a protein of 531 amino acids. The transcript is spliced from 5 exons.
AUGGAUAAAGUUAAUAAUAGAAUUUUAAAUCUUACUCAGCAUUUACUUGUUGUAAAUCCAACCAGUGCAACUUUAGAAUCUGAACAAACAGUAGCUAAUACUACUAACACUGCCGCCAAAACCGCUGUUGUUAAGAAAUCAAAGCAUGAUGCCGAUAUUGAAUCUGAUGGAUCUAUUGCAAGAGAAAAGUUGAAUGAAGAGGAAUUGGAUAUCACUGUAGAGAUGAACACAAAGACCAAUCAAUAUGAGAUAAAGACAGUGCCAAAUACAUUGUCGUUCGAUCAAGGAUUUUUCCAUGCGAUUCGUGCCAUCGAGUUGUUGGCAGAGGCCGACCCACAACGUGGAAUCGUCAUUGGUAUCGCUGGUCCAGUCGGUGCCGGUAAGACGACACUCGCCCAAAAGAUCUCUGGUCUCGUCAACGCAUUGGUCAUCGAUCUACAGGAUUUUGUCAAACUAGAAAUGGUUAAAGAUAACAAUUACGAUGAUCCAAUCUUAAUUGAUUAUGAUAAAGUUGUUGAAUCACUUAAUAAUUUGAAAAAGAAUCAACCAGUUGAUUUACCAACCAUUAUCAAGCAUAAGGAGACUGGUAUUGCAAGAGUUGAGAUCAAACGAGUCACAUUGCCAGCCUCGAAAGUGCUGAUUCUCGAAGGUUCCUAUGCACUGAGUGCCAAGAUCAGACCACUUUUGGAUAUUAGUAUUGCAAUCACUGGUGGUGUUCAUCUCGAUUUAAUUAAGAGAAUCAUGAGAGAUAUUGUUAUUGCCAAGAGUUCAACAAAGGAUGUUUUAUUACAAAUUACAAAUGUAGUAUUCCCAAUGUUUAAAGCAUUUGUAGAACCAGAUUUGGAUCAAGCAAAGAUAAAGAUUCAUUCAUCUUACAAUCCAAUGAGUCAGGUGGUGGAACCAACCUAUGUUUGCAAAGCAAAGUACGAGUCACACAAAGAGAAUUUCGAUCAAUUCUUGACAUCGCUAAACAAAGAUGUCAAACCAGUCAAGAAGAUCUUCUCCGACAUGUAUCUCUACCCACCCAAAUCUAUCGAUGGUAUCUCACAGGCUGACAAAACCAAUUGGAUUCGUAUAAGACGUACUGAUAAAGGUCAAUUCAAUAUUUAUUUCUAUAGAGAAGUUAUGGAUGCAACUAUUAAUACUAGACCAUCAUUAAACUUUGAGAUCUCAGUAAAGACUAUUGGUGGAUUGUUAUCGCUGGGCUAUCAGAUCGGUGCAAUCUUGAAUAGAACGGUCGAGGUUUGGUAUGAGAAGAGUGGAAUCAUCGUCACCAAAGAGUAUAUCAAGGAGUUGGAGAAGUAUUUCAUCCAGAUCAAAGGUCAAAACAGAAGAGAGGUCAUUGAGUUUGCCGAUAAACUCAAGAUGACAAACAUACACGUACCACAGACAUUCCUUUAUCUCUAUUUCAAAAAGUUGAAGAAAAACAAAUUAAGAUCGGAAGCAAACAAGAAUAAUAGCAAUAAUACCAACAACACCAACAGCAACACCAUUAUCGAUUCAAAACUUCAAAAGAAUAAUACAUCAAAGAAAAUUAAACAACAACAACAACAAAAACAACAAGAACAACAAUCAAAACAAAUUAUAAAACAAUAA